CUCACUCACGGCGAUCGGUCGCGGCGCAAGGCCUGCUGCUCUGACAGCGGCGGAGCAGUGAACGGCAAUACGCCACGGUCGAAGGUGGUCGAAGGAGACUCGAGGAGACUCUCAGCCGAAUAAAGGCGCACGCGGCUUACUUAACAGGACACCCUUCGUUCGCGCGCGCGCGCGCGUGCGCUCGCGUUCUCCCCUUUCUCCCCCGCUCGCGCGUUCAUUUCGCACGCUCGCGCUUGCUGGUGCUCCGCGAGCAUCCGCGAGUAGCAGUCGUCAGCCGCGAUCGUCGUGAGGAGAAAAAGAGAGAGUCCGGUCCGCGCCGCUCUACGGAGGAGGACCGUUGCGCCGAUCCCGAGCCUCUCCCGAUGAUAGUGCUCGCUGGCCGUGUCACCGGUGUAUUUUUUUUCUUUUCGCACGAUUGGCGGACGGCAAUUCGUCGCCGCGACGAUCUCCGGUAAUCGCGAGAAGACGCGUCGUCGUCGCGCCCCGCGUGCCAGCGCGACUUUCGCCGAUUAUGGAUAGGAGAGAGCGUGGUGACGAGCAGCGCAAGCAGUGCCCAUCUCUGCGAAUCUGCAGUCUGUGAACCAUAUUGUAGGCGGUGGAGAACGGCGGACACAGUCGCGGGGGGCGACGUGCUCACCAGGAGCUGUCACUCCAGGUAGAGAUUGACUAUCGGGACGCAAAAUGGUAUCGAGGCGGAAGAUACUUUCGCGUUCGCGAGAUAAUCUCGUGGAGUCGCAAUACGAGGAUCAGGAUGAGGAAGACGUAUGGUAUAACUUGGAUAAAUUGUACAAGGAUCAUAUACAAGAGGUCUUAGAUAAAUGGAAUCAAAUAGACGAUGAAAUUUGGGCGAAAGUUAUCGUCUUCGAGAGAAAUAGACGAGUCGCAAAAGCAUAUGCCAGGGCUCCCGUCCUCACGAUAAACGGCUCGAAUGACGGAUUCGAUGGAUUCAGGAUAGGGCUUUGCGGAUUCGAUAAUCCCAUGCGAGAUUCGAAAACGGAGGAGGCAAAGCGUCACAUAAACCAGGGCGUUAAAAUAAAGAUGGAUGAGCAGGGCAACAUUCUCAUCAAGAGAUUAUGUAAAAAUAACGUGUACGUGAAAUCAACGAAUCAGGAGGACAACGCGAUCGGUCCGGAGAUCAUACGUAAUUCGCAGGGUGCACUCGAGCACGAGAAACCCGGAAAGCUAUUCGACAUGAAUAAAUUCCAAACAAAUCUGUCGCGAGAAACGCGCAGGGCCUACCCGGAUAGACGGCGAUUGGAGAUGCAGUGCCUAAGUGCGAUCAUAUUCGUGAGAACGGAAGCCGACUUGCUUCAGUGCCCCGUAUGGGUGCUCAUCGUCAACGUGGUAGGAUUGGAUAUGCUCAAGUCGAAGCUCCCACCAGGUAUGCAGGAGAAAAUUUUAGCAUUACAGAGACCGGUGGAUAUAAAGAAUAGGCCUAGAAUACCAAUUCCCGAUGAGGAUCCCUACAGCGUUGCUGGCGUGUCAUCGUCCGUAGGUCCUAGCGAAAUAAUGGCGGACAGGGACUCGCGGGAGCAAAUCUACAUGCAGUCGACGAGUUACCAACAUCGGCGCGCAGAGAGACCGCCAAAAUUGCCACCUAGAGAAAAUCUCUACGGCCACGGCAUCCCCAAGCCUGAUUAUGACGAUAUAGAAGAUGAUUAUGGUAGAGCGAUGAAACACCAUAUGAUGGAGGAGAAGCGAAGUAAACACGACGAUAGAAAGAAAUAUGACGAUCCAUAUUAUUGCGGUUUACGGGCACGAGUGCCUAAUUUCGUCAAAAUGGCAAGAAACGGUCACAGCAAGUUGGGUCCUCCUCCUCCUCGAGGACAUCCCAGGACACAGCCGGCGCCGUCUUACGCGGGCGCCGCUUAUGCUAGUAGUCAAUCCUCCCAGAUAUACGGGCAUUUACCGGCCCAUCGACCACCUAUUAUGUAUCACGCCAGAAGCUUCGAAAGUGGCCUAGAUUCGGAUAACAGGAACGAGUCACCGUAUAAUCACAUAUACGGAAGGUUACCAAUCCCGACGAGAGGCGUAAUACCUCCGACCCCGCGUGCUAUGUAUAUUGGAGAGUGGGAUUAGAUGUAAGAAUUAUUUCGGCGUUUGUACUUAUAAACUCUCUCUGUAUAUUGUUAAUAUACCACAUAAAUACUCAUAUUUUUAUGCUAGCA
Messenger RNA from Solenopsis invicta (red fire ant), 2168 nucleotides. RefSeq lists its product as uncharacterized. Gene Ontology annotation, biological process: regulation of DNA-templated transcription. The record is from RefSeq and is a predicted model, not a curated record. Gene Ontology annotation, molecular function: protein binding. The transcript is spliced from 9 exons. Lineage: Eukaryota; Metazoa; Arthropoda; Insecta; Hymenoptera; Formicidae. Bases 682 to 2079 code for a protein of 465 amino acids.